AUGGAUGUCUCCACACCUCCAGUGAUCUCUACAACUUCCAGCAGCGCCGGCGUCCCGGGGGGGUUAUUCCGGGCUGAACCUCUGUAUUCGUCUCCAGAAGAGGCCCCUCGUCUAACCCCUACUAUGAUCAACAAUUUCAUGGCCAAUAACCACAACAGCAGUGUCGUGGGUGGCGGGAUUGGUGGUGGUAGCAGCAACACCAACACUGAGUGCCGGAUGGUCGACAUGCAUGGGGUGAAGGUGGCUUCAUUCCUGAUGGACGGCCAGGAACUGAUCUGCCUGCCUCAAGUCUUUGAUCUUUUCCUCAAGCACCUGGUGGGAGGGUUGCACACAGUGUACACCAAGCUGAAGAGACUGGAUAUAUCCCCCGUGGUGUGCACUGUGGAGCAAGUUCGAAUCCUCCGCGGGCUGGGGGCCAUCCAGCCAGGAGUGAACCGGUGCAAGCUCAUCACCAGGAAAGACUUCGAAACUUUGUUCACCGAUUGCACCAACGCCAGAAGGAAGAGGCAAAUGACAAGAAAACAAGCUGUUAACAGUUCAAGGCCUGGCAGACCCCUUAAGCGUUCUUUGGGAGUGUUGCAAGAUAAUGCCAGCCUUCUACCCCAGGCAGUCCCAGGUAUUUUAUCACCAGGACUUAUCACUCCAACAGGUAUAACAGCUGCAGCAAUGGCUGAGGCAAUGAAGCUCCAGAAGAUGAAGCUUAUGGCAAUGAAUACUCUUCAGGGAAAUGGAAGCCAAAAUGGGACUGAGUCAGAGCCAGAUGACCUUAACUCUACCACAGGUGGAAGUGAAUCUUCCUGGGAUAAAGAUAAGAUAAAAUCUCCAUUUGCUGCUCCUGGACCUCAACAUGGAAUUGCUCAUGCAGCACUGGCUGGCCAGCCAGGCCUUAAGGGUGCUCCUACCCUCAAUCCGCUUCAGCAGAAUCGCAUGCUAAACAAUCGUCUGGAUCUACCAUUUAUGAUGAUGCCUCAUCCCCUACUUCCAGUCAGCUUACCUCAUGCAUCAGUUGCCAUGGCAAUGAAUCAGAUGAACCAUCUCAAUACUAUUGCCAACAUGGCUGCUGCAGCUCAGAUUCACAGUCCACUCUCCAGAGCUGGUGCUUCUGUUAUAAAGGAGCGGAUCCAAGAGAGUCCUUCCCCUGCUCUCUCUCUGGAUGAGAGUCAUCGUCCUGGGAGCCACACCUCUUCCGACCCAAGCAGCAGUGUGUCCAGCUCUCCUUCCCAGAUGGAUCAUAAUUCGGAGAGAAUGGGUGAGUUACCAGCUGAAAUUCCAAUGAUGAAGUCACCCUUGGAAAAGAUCGAGUUGGCUCCUGGACAGGCAUUGCCCCCUGGAUUCCCUGGACCAUUAAUUUUUGCUGAUAGUCUGUCCUCUGUGGAGACUCUGUUGACCAAUAUUCAGGGUCUACUGAAAGUGGCUUUGGAUAAUGCUCGUAUCCAGGAGAAGCAGAUUCAGCAAGAAAAGAAGGAACUGAGAAUAGAGGUGUACAGAGAAAGAGAAAUUAGAGAAAACCUGGAAAGACAACUUGCAGUUGAGCUUCAAAGCAGAAGUACAAUGCAAAAGCGUCUGAAAAAGGAGAAAAAAGCUAAGAGGAAACUUCAGGAAGCCUUGGAAUUUGAAUCAAAGCGCCGAGAACAAGUGGAGCAGGCACUUAAACAAGCCACAGCUAGUGACAGUGGUUUGAGGUUGUUGAAAGAUCCUGGAUUUCCAGAUAUUGAAAUAGAAAACAAUGGGACACUUCAUGACAGUGCUUCUAUGCAAGCCUGAACACUGAUGCCGGAACUCCAAGUGAUCAUAGACACGGAUAGGGUGCUGU
Messenger RNA from Psammomys obesus (fat sand rat), 1813 nucleotides. It is a transcript of the gene Dach2, whose product is annotated as dachshund family transcription factor 2. The transcript has 12 exons. Bases 1 to 1764 code for a protein of 587 amino acids. NCBI's taxonomy places the organism in Eukaryota, Metazoa, Chordata, Mammalia, Rodentia, Muridae. The record is from RefSeq and is a predicted model, not a curated record.